CCGUACUAAUGCGAGAAUAGUGGUCGUCACUGCCACCUGGCCUGCUGUCAACAUCUGAGCCGCGGCGCAUCAGGGAGGCAGGCGGUGUUGGUGUAUCUUGACCAGGCGAGGGCACCACCCGUUAUUGUGUACCGAACAGCCUCAGGGGUUACAGACAGUUCAGGAUGGCGAAUGAGGAUGGAGUCACAUUACUCUUUGAACAACAUUCGGUGGCACAAGUUCAAGAGAUUUUAAACAAGACUCGUGGUGACAUCGAGUGCAAGAAAGAAGAUUUACGUGUUAUGGUCGGAGAGAGAUAUAGAGACUUAAUAGAAGCUGCCGACACCAUCGCUGAAAUGCAAAACAGUGCCGAGGCAAUUUGUAACAACAUCAAGACAAUGGAGGGUCUGUGUGAGAGCCUCCAACAGCGGGGCCUCAUUGGUUUCAAGACUCAAGGCAACCAUGCUAAUGGAAUAGAAAGAAAGAGUGCAUCAGGAGGCCAUUACUCAUUGGCUGUACAGGUGAAGGUAUUGGUAGGGGUGCCAGAGGCUUUGUGGGGUCUCACUGAAUAUGGCCAAUAUUUGCCAGCCAGUCAACUCUUACUGCUGGCCCACCACACCCACACAGCCUUGCAGCUUUGUCCUACUGCAGCCCAGGUCUACUCAUGGUUCCCUGUCAUUGAACGACAGUGGAUGAGCAUCACACAGUUCCGCCCCACAAUAGUGAGGGGAUGUUCCUCACUCAUCAGUUCAGAAGUCCAAGACACCCAAGCAGUGCUGGAUGCCCUGGUGUCAGUGAUGUUGGUGGAGGGGUGUGGGUGGGCCGAGGCAUUGUCGCGAGUGCUGGACCUGCGUCGCAUGGCACUAAUGGAAGCAAUUGCACCAACACCAUCAGCUACAGCAAAGACACAGAUUGCAAACUUCACCAAGCUCUUCAUGGGAACAUUGGAUAUUGUGUAUGCAAUAUUUGUUGAAGAAAGCAAUGGGAGCAGCUUGCUGGAGAGGCGUCUGCAGGAGGUGGUGCAGGGGGAGGGGGACAAUGCACCGCCUGUCUCCCUCCUUCAAGAAUCUUCACUCACUCUUUCAUUCCUUCCACAGUCUAUAAGGAACUUCAGGCCCUCCAUCCAAGGAAGCACCAAAUCCCUUGGAAAUGACUUCAUUAAGCAGGAGGUGAGCUGCUGGUUGAAUGCUGUGUUAAAUGAAGCCUCUCAAACCCUGGCCACACUGCUCUCUUUCACCACCAGUGUGAAGGCCUUGGCCAUGAUCAGGUCCAGCGUGUGGGAAAUCUUUCAGGACAGCCUUGAUAGUGGAAAGUGGAUGAAGGUAACUGAUGUCUUGUAUGGUGGUCCACUAGAUCCAUGGAAUUCAAUUGUGCGCAGUCAGGUGACUGAGAGAGCUCGUCAAGUUGUCUCAUCACAGCUUGAAGGUGCAAAGGAGGCCACUAUGCAGAUGGUGGACAAACUGGCUGCAGAUAUUACCACUGACCCAAAAACAUGUUCUGAGGAAGGAGACAUCAGCGGAUACGUAUGGAGUGAGAACAGUGGAGACCUGCCAGAACAAGUAGGAUGGACUUCAGCAGCUACUCGCUCAGUGGCACAGGCUGGAGGACUGUACCACAAAACCCGAGGCUUCACUACACGUAUCCAGAACAUUUGUCAUGCACUCAACUCAAGACUAACCUCACUUCUUCAAGAUGUUGGCCACUUCAGUUAUGAACCAGUCAAGACAGACCUCGGCACAGGUUUGGGCAGCAGUUCCCUGGACAAUGAAAAAUGCACAAUGGAAGAUUAUACUUCUUUGCUUAAUUACCUGCAGGAUGCAAGUUGCUCUUCCUUUAUGCAGCUUGUGACAGAGCUGGAGGAGCUUGCCCAAAAGCAUCUGUGUGGUACUCCUGUCCCUAACACAUCUGAGGGCUGGGAGGAGGAGCCACAGAGUGCUGCCCCUGCUGCAGCAUGCACAGUGUUAGUGGUGGUGGGCCGCAUCUGCCAGGCUCUUCCCAGCUUAUGUUCUCACCUACAAAUCUGUGCCUCAGCUUCAAGUAUGUCUACUGGUUUAAUCAGACGGAUCACCACAAGCUCAAAGCAGGAAACUGAAUCAUGGACUAAAGUUCGUUCAGCACUCCAGGAAGCUGGUAAUCGUCUGUUUGGGCUUUUCUUAAAGUCCCUAACUUCAACGCUCCACAAUGAGGUGAAGGCCUCCCUCUCCUCUCAAGCUUCAUCAGAUGUUGCUGCUUCUCUGUCAGCUUUCUCAACAUGGGAAGUUGUUGACAUUGAGGAAGAAGGGGAAGGUGGCAAAGUGAUAAAGUCAUCCAUCCAUGUGCCAGCCCACCCAACACCCAGCCUUACCCAGAGCUUGGCUCACCUCUGCUCUUCAGCAAACUGUGUUGCAGUGCACACCAUCUCCAGAAAUGCUCAAAGUGAGCUAGUAGGAGGGGCCUGUGAAGCAGUGAUUUCUGCAUAUGAGCAUUUCCUGGAGGAUUCAGAAGCUAUAAACCAGACUUCUGCCCUUCAGCUUAUAUUUGAUCUCCGCUUUGUGCAGACAUUAUUGUUACUGCGUGAGAGUAAGAACUUGGGAACUCGAUUGAUGUCCAUGGUUCAAGCUUUGCAACAAAAAGUAGACCCAUUCGACCUGGAUGUAUUUUCUCCUCACAUAUCUGCCAGGGUCAAACUUGCUGCUCAGCGUUCCCAGGUGUUCUUGGGGGCCAUUGUACCCCGAGAUCGUCAGGUCAUAGCUGGCCGCACACCAGCAUCGUCCACAUCAUCGGUGUCCCACAACAAUGCACUUCCAGUUGUGGUGGCAGUGGAGAUUCCACGCUUCUCAAAUGUGCCACUGCCAAUCUCAUCAUCCAAACCAUCCAUCCCUUCAUCCAUAUCAGCUCCUUCUCUCGCCCUGCCCACCACAUCACCCGAACGGCCCACUGCCAAGCAGGGCUCCUCUAAGGUCCAGAGCAGCCCCUCCACAGCACGACGAGAGAUGUCCUCAGCAGCCCUCUCAGCAUCAAGAAGUGCUGCAUCUCUCUUCUCAGCAAUGAGUUCAUCAUGGUUUGGUUCAUCAUCAUCCUGAUCUUUUUUAUAUACUAAUAUAUUUAAAAAUUAAUAUUUACAGGUACAACUGAAGCUAUAGCUGUAUAUACUAAAAUGAUAUUUACCAAAGAAUUUUGUAGACAAACUAAGAAUAGGAUUAAUUUAAACCCUUUACUUAUUUUACAUAGUAAUGUAUUUACACCUGUUAAAAUAUUGUAAUAACUGACCCCCUGCAUUAUUUUAAUUGAAAGAAUUGUUUUGAAUCAAACACAUUCUUGUGAUCAACAAAGGAUGCAUGUGUCCCCUAUUGAAACUCAUGUUGGCAUUGUACCUGUACAUGAAGAACCAAGAUAUGGUCAGUUGUUGACUCAGGAGUGAACCCGGUUGCUCAGGUCUAAGCAACUGACUGGAAAUCUGCAUGAACACACACUGGACUGGAUGAUGUUAUAUAGAUGUUGAGAAAAUUGUAUUUUUUAUCUAACUCAUAGGUACUGUAGGUUAGAAUGUUUGGUUUGAAUAACUUUUCAUACAUCUUUGUCACCUCUUAUUUUAUGGUUUCUUUUAGCAUCCUGUUGACAUUCAUUUAUAUGUAAAUGUUACUUUCAUGUUUGUUUAGUGAUUCCAGAUAUUAUACUUUGCUGGGGGGCCCAACUGUGUGGCGGACUUCCUCAAUGCAUCUGCAUCGGGUGAGCCUGCUGUCAGUGAUAGGUGCAGGAGAAAGCCUACAGGACCCCUGCAUCUUGAAGGAGGGCUUCCUAGCCCCUCUUUUUGCUUUGGAGGUAGCCAAGGAGGUGGAGAAGCGACGCCUGCCCACAAACUGGGAUUAACUUUCGGAGGGGUCUGUGUGGGCUCCUUGAACAUUCCAAGUCUCUAGGAGAAUUACCGACUACCCUACCUAUCAUAUGAGAUCAGUAGUGGGGAUACACCAACUAUUGGUCCGGCAUGAGCAAUGGUGCCCAUCUUGGGAUAGCAAUAUGAAUCUCCAGCCAACUACAACCAUUUGUGGUUGAGAUUACUCCAGUUGAUGAGCAUAUAAUGUGAAUCAGGCUGAAGCACACUUUGGGGUUCGUGUCUCAUUGUUGUGUAUACUUCUACUGAGAUGUGUGAAACUUGAAUAAGAGGUGUUUUACACUAGACUCAACUGUGUGUUAGAUCAGUGCCUCCCUCGGGACACACUCAAUGUCAUCGAUGACUUCAAUGACAAUGACAAGGUUGGCUACAAACUGUGUUGGUCCCAUGGUUCUGAUACUAGGAACACUGACAGGUCUCUCCUCCUGAAUUGUGCAUGAUCCAGGAAGUUGAGAAUUGCAGGUUUGUUGUACCAGAGACCAAAGUUGCAUUGCUAGACUUGGUAUGGCACUGCCAAAUAGGUAGCUAAGGAGAUUGACCACAUCCUUGUAAGUACUCAUUAGAUGAUCUUUCAGAACUACAGGGUUUCCCAGAGUGCUGAGUUCUUUGCAACAACAACAAGAAACUUGAGAUGCAACAAUAUUGUGUUACACCUCAAGAGGAUGAAAGACCAGGCAUGUGCUUAGAAGUAUGCGGUAACAGUCUCAAAUAGAUUCAUUAUGCCCAGCACCCUUGAGAACCCUGUAGAACUGUGGGACACCUUCAAACAAACAAAAAAAUCUCAAGCCCUGUUCACACUGUGCCGACUCUGGGCUACGACUACCCACAACUCUAGGGUACACGAGGUCUUGGGUGUUGAUGUGAAAGGGUCAUGUCUUGAAAGAGGUCUACAAACAGUCGCUGAAUGCUGAGCGGACAUUGGGAGGGGAGUGUGAGGUUGUGAGGGUUAGCGCAAAAAGGUAUUCAAUGCUAAACUUUCACGACAAGAGUCAGCAAGGGUCUGGACCAACCGUCAUUUCCGGUUGAGGUCUGAGGGAGGUCAGGGACAGUCGCCAAGACUGUUCUCAUCAGUCUUUGCUUGUCUUGAGACAGUCGGGGCCAUUUUUCAAAUUUUUACCGUUUCCUGUCGGCACAGUCGUCGUUGCUGACUACUUAAGAAUAACGAGGGACUGUCGUGAUGACAGUCUUCGCCUAAUGGAGGAUGUUCGUGACGACUGUCAGCUCAGAAAUAUUGGCAAACAUUGCCACCAUCAGGAAAUUCAUAUUUUCAUUUUGCAAUCACAAGCACAACAACUUCUGGGCAUGGUUACACUUCACUGGCACAAAUUUGGGAGCUGCACAGCACGCACGCACUCCUGCUGCCUCUCUUUCGUGUUGAAUGACACAACUAGGGUUGCCACCCUGAGGUCAGAAAAAUGUGGAAUGUAACAUCUCACUCUCAAAUACAGAAUGGAUGCUAUGAGGGACAGCCGCUGCACGCUGCUGGUGGAGGCAAGAGGUAGGGGGGAGGGACGUUAUGUCGCAUAUUUUACAUGUAUUUUAUGACAAACCUUGACAAAUUUUACAGACUGGUUUUGUGAUUAACUGAAAAAUGCACUCAAUGCAAUUUUAAGAUACUGAAUUUUAUUUGCUUGACCAUUCAGAUAACAAAAUACAGAACAAAUGGCAUUCUGUAUUGGUUCAAAACAGAAAGCUACAUUUCAUUCUCGAAUACAGAGCGAUUCCGUAUUUUAAGGAACGGGUGGCAACCCUACAAGUAGACACAACGGAGUCUCAGCCCAUCACAGCCUAUAUACCCCAGGACCCAUGAAGACUGCUAUUAAGAUGUCUACAGCCAAAGUAUUCUUUUAAAAUUUUGAGUAGAAUUCGGUGACAGUCGGCAAGGCUGCCACCAAGACUGUUGCAAAGACCGUCGGCUAACUCCUUGGCAACUGUCGGCCAAUCGGUCGGCAGAUUUGUGGUUGUCGUAGACAACUUGUCAAAUGCAAAAGUCGCUGGGUUGUUGUGGCCCAGAGUCGGCCUAGUGUGAACGGGGCUUUAGAGCUGCAAAGGAGUGCACUGGAGGGCACCCAAGAUCUAAGAGUGGUUUUGCCUGGAAGAUGCACCCCUGCUUCACCCCUGAAUGCACAGGGAAAAAGCCUCAUAUUUCACAGCAAUAUCAGUUCCAAAGUAAAGGUCAAACAUCAGGUCAGUAAUCCUUGCAGGAAUCCCACAGAUCCACACAAUGUCCCAGAAUGCCUCAUGAUGCACUGAAUAAAAUAACUUGUUGAUACGACACAGACUGUGAGAAGCUCCUAUCGAAACUUAAGUCAGUAUUCCACACGGACACCAAGUAUUAGGAUCCGGUCACCAGUUGACUAGCAGGGCGUGAACCCAGAUUGCUCAGGUCUCUGAAAUUUUAACAGAUCAAAUCAAAUUCGCAUCAACAGUAGAUGAGCAGAGUACUUUGCUCGACACACUGAGCAGUAUAAUACUACGGUAAUUGUUGCAGUUGUCAGUUGCCUUUCUCUUUCAAUAAAAGGACAAUCCCCCCCUUUUACAUGCUGUCUGUACCCCAGCACUCUGAGGAGCCUGGUGGGCAGCCCCAGCCCAUUUGUGGUGCAGGCAAAUUUUAUUUUAAGUAGUUGCCAUCAUAUAUGUAUAAUGUAUGUUUUGUGAAUUUAUGCUUUGUCAUGCCAUCCAAUAUGUCUUAUGUUGUACAUCAGGAACAUUAUGGGCACCAGCACCAAGACUUUCAGGACUCUACAGUGAGAUCAUAUGAAUUUUUUCAUGAACAUUUUGUGUACUUGUUUUAUUGAUUAUCUAUCUUUUAUAAUUAGAGAUAAUAAACUGAAAAGAUCAAUGCA
Eriocheir sinensis (Chinese mitten crab) is the source of this 6696-nucleotide messenger RNA. It is a transcript of the gene Cog1, whose product is annotated as conserved oligomeric Golgi complex subunit 1-like. Bases 165 to 3041 code for a protein of 958 amino acids. Gene Ontology annotation, biological process: intra-Golgi vesicle-mediated transport. NCBI's taxonomy places the organism in Eukaryota, Metazoa, Arthropoda, Malacostraca, Decapoda, Varunidae. Gene Ontology annotation, cellular component: COG complex; Golgi apparatus. The transcript has 20 exons. The record is from RefSeq and is a predicted model, not a curated record.